CCGGUGCCACACUCAUUUCGGUCCCCAAAAUGGCGAACGUUGCUGCAGCUACCGUGGCUGCGGCGGCCGCAGCUGCCGCCGCGAACAGAGACCCAGCCGUGGAUCGGUCUUUACGAUCAGUUUUCGUUGGAAACAUUCCGUAUGAAGCCACAGAAGAGCAGCUGAAAGACAUAUUUUCUGAAGCCGGACUUGUUGUCAGCUUCAGGCUGGUGUAUGACAGGGAGACGGGGAAGCCAAAGGGAUAUGGCUUCUGUGAGUACCAGGACCAGGAGACGGCCCUCAGUGCCAUGAGGAACCUCAAUGGGAGAGAGUUUAGUGGUCGGGCUCUCAGAGUUGACAACGCAGCUAGUGAAAAAAACAAGGAAGAGCUCAAAAGUCUGGGAACCGGAGCCCCCAUUAUUGAGUCUCCUUAUGGAGAUAAUGUUUUACCAGAGGAGGCUCCAGAGUCCAUCAGCAGAGCUGUGGCAAGUCUUCCACCUGAGCAGAUGUUUGAAUUGAUGAAACAGAUGAAGCUGUGUGUACAGAACAGCCCCCAGGAGGCGAGGAACAUGUUGCUGCAGAAUCCGCAGCUGGCCUACGCGCUGCUGCAGGCGCAGGUCGUCAUGCGCAUCGUUGACCCAGAGAUCGCUUUGAAAAUGUUGCAUCGUCAGACAGCAGUUCAGCCCCUGGUUCCCGGUGGUCAGGUUGGAGGAGCACCCCCAGUCAACCCUCCUGCUCAGCCCAAUGUGCAGCAGGUGUCCCAACCACAGCCUGUGCCUGUGAUGCACAUCAAUGGAGCACCUCAGAUGAUGCAGCCGGCCAACAUGGGUGUUGUUCCUGGGCCGAUGCCUGUUCCAGGACCAGUACCCGGACCAGGACCAGGACCAGGACCAGUUGGGCCGCCAGGAAACCUACAGAGUUCCCCCACAGGAUCGGCUGGACCAGCUGCUAUCGAGCGGCCUCAAGGACCGGGCGGUAUCCCACCUAGAGGGCUGCUGGGCGACGGACCCAACGAUCCCAGAGGAGGAACUCUGUUGUCUGUCACCGGAGAGGUUAUCGACCCCAACCGGGCCUACAUGGCAGCUCCGCCGCCUCACCAGGCCCCACCCGUACACAUACCACAGAUGGGAGGAGGACCCCCACCAGAAAUGAGAGGGCCUCCGAUGCCUGAACCGCGAACCAUGAUGGUCGACCCACGCGGACCCCCGAUGAUGGAGCCACGAGGGCCGCCGAUGAUGGAGCCCCGCGGUCCGCCCAUGGAACCCAGAGGCCGUGACCCGAGGGCAAUGGAUACUCGUGGGCCGGUGGCGGGUCAGAGGGUCGCCAUUGUGCCUGGAAUGCAGGGCCCCGUCCCUCAUACGAUGGGUCCAAAUGCUCCUCCACCUGCAAGACCGGGUCCAGGCAUCUCUGGGGUCCCCCCAUCAGGAGGAGGUUUCAGUCCAGGCCAGGCUCAGGUCUCCACACAGGAUCAGGAGAAGGCUGCCCUGAUCAUGCAGGUCCUGCAGCUGACCCCAGAACAGAUCGCCAUGCUCCCACCGGAGCAGCGACAGAGCAUCCUCAUCCUCAAGGAGCAGAUUCAGAAAACCGCCUCGGGUGCUCCGUGAUUCUCCGAGAAGGCAGAGGACCUGCCGUCUCUUCCUGGUCCAACCGCCAAAACCGGACAGAAGAUCACUUGUAUUACUUUAGGGUUUUUUUUUUUUUUUUUUUUGUCUGUUUUGUUUCGAGAGUGUAGGUUUGGUUCAAAGUUGAAGAUUAAACUGUUGUAAAAUCUCUUGAAGCUGUUUUUGUUUUUUUCAAUAAUAAAAAAAUAAAAUUCC
Molecule: messenger RNA, 1796 nt
Organism: Fundulus heteroclitus (mummichog)
Lineage: Eukaryota; Metazoa; Chordata; Actinopteri; Cyprinodontiformes; Fundulidae
Gene: cstf2
Product: cleavage stimulation factor, 3' pre-RNA, subunit 2
Exons: 14
Coding region: 30-1583 (517 amino acids)
Biological process (GO): mRNA 3'-end processing
Cellular component (GO): mRNA cleavage and polyadenylation specificity factor complex
Molecular function (GO): mRNA binding
Source: RefSeq, a predicted model, not a curated record